AUGGCCCUCGAACGAGUCUCGAGACAGCCCGCAACCCGCAUAGGAUGCCGGGCCUCUUCAGAUACACGGAGGUUAGACAGAACCCCUUCAGACACAAAGCAGCCGCCCCGUGAGGUGAGGAGCGAGACAAAGACUCUCCGGGGAGAGGAGGACCAGCUCACAUACGGGCUCUUAGAGACGAGCGACGGGCUCACACAACAUGUACAGGGGGUUCUGUUACCUAGGACAAGAGAUAGAGACAGGGCCUCACACCACGUGCGCCUUCACGAAGGCGCUGACGGCGUCCGGCAGGAAGGCGUCGCAGCCCUGCAGGAACUGGCCCACGCUGAUGGGGGGGACGAGUUCACACCCCACCUCGCAGGCGCGCGCGGCGGUCCCGUGCCGUACACGCGGAAGAACCUCUUGCGGGCCUGGCCCACGCUCGGGGAUCUUGGCCAGCUCCCUCAUCAUGGCCGCCUUGGUGAGCGCCAUGAUGAGCCUCGUCGUCCGUCUGCACGCCCUGGCUGGUGGCCACGUGCGCGUCAGGGGCGCCGACACCUCCGUCUGCGUGCCGCGGUCGCUGGUCUCCGUAGGAGGGCAGGUUCAGCGUGGGGCAACGGCCGUCUUCUUGAGCAGCUGCUUCCCGUACAUGCGCUCCUCGAAGUGCAAGGCUGCAGAUGUGACAAGUACUUUCAGCUGCUCCACGUCAACCUUACCCUGCAGCUCCGGCCCCGCUUGCAGGCCGCCACAGCCACCACCAGCGCCCUUGUGGAACGGAAACGGAACAUAUCUGAUAACAGUGUUGGACAUCCGCUCACGCUCUCAUCCCUCGGGAACUGGUGGAACUUGAGGCCCCUGUGGCGGAGUGACGAGGGAGUCACAGUGGAGCACGGCGCAGCUGGUGUUGACCAUCCUGUAAAACGUCCCCCCGACGGCCGCUCCCGCCCGGAUACUGAUGGACCCCCCGCGCGCUCCCCCGCCCCGCCGGACCCAGCUCGACCCCACGCUGGCCCCCCGUGA
This is a messenger RNA of Danaus chrysippus (African queen), 999 nucleotides long. The record is from the annotation of a GenBank genome assembly. Lineage: Eukaryota; Metazoa; Arthropoda; Insecta; Lepidoptera; Nymphalidae.